Messenger RNA from Aspergillus campestris IBT 28561, 660 nucleotides. Its product is annotated as putative ribonuclease H1. The record is from RefSeq and is a predicted model, not a curated record. Lineage: Eukaryota; Fungi; Ascomycota; Eurotiomycetes; Eurotiales; Aspergillaceae. The annotation marks the transcript as partial. Gene Ontology annotation, molecular function: RNA-DNA hybrid ribonuclease activity; nucleic acid binding. Gene Ontology annotation, biological process: DNA replication, removal of RNA primer. The transcript has a single exon.
GGCACGGGACGCGUCAUUCCCACCGCGUUCGACCCUCCCGGGGUCACCGAUCUUCCAGGGUCACUGUUCUCACCUAAAUUCACUUACGGAGCCAGACCACGCGUCUGCCGUUUCAUUGAUCGAACCAACGCCACCCGGUUCCUCAUAUACACGGACGGUGCAUGCCUGGACAACGGGGGCGCAAAUCCCAGAGCCGGCUGUAGCUUCGUUUUCAAGCCUUCCGGUUCAAGAUCCGAAGGCUUCACACGCUUCCCUCUUGAAAACGAAGGACCAACAGGCGAAGUGCACCAGAAAACCAGCAACCGGGCCGAGCUCCGCGCUGUGAUAGCAGCUCUCCGAUUCCGGGCCUGGGAAGGCGAAGGGCUCAGCACACUUGUGAUCGCGACGGAUUCUGGAUACGUGGCUGAGGGCGCGACAUCCUGGGUGCGUGGAUGGCUACGGCGUGGUUGGAGGACGAGCACCGGGGCGGCGGUCAAGAACCGGGACCUGUGGGAGUGUCUACUCGGAGAGAUAGAACGGUGCGAUGAGGAUGGCCUGCAAAUUGAAUUCUGGCGUAUUUCGAGACGCUGGAAUAAAGAGGCGGACUAUCAUGCUAAACAUGCUGCUUCUGAGGAACCACCCAAUCGCUUUUACAAGCAUAUAAUAGGUGCGCUGGUCUAA